CUCUCCGUACGACUGAGAAAACGUCGUUUAUUAAAAACAAGAGGCGGUGGAAACUGUGAAGAAUCAAAAUCCAGUUUACCUUUUUUUUAUUUGUGCUAAAAUCAAAAUCCUAUAUGUUACGCAGUUGACGAAUAGAGAGAGCAAUCCAAUUCACAGAGGAUGGUGUUAGGGUUAUUUGGAUCACAAACGCAAAGAAUCUAUAACUCAUAGAGCCAAACCAAUUGAAAAAUGGGAGGAGGCGAAGAUUCUGAACGCGAUAAAGAUGAUAAAUGGAAACCUCCGUCGCAGAAAGCGGAUUUAAAGCUUUGGGGAAUCCUCACGUUUACUGUAAUCGGCGCAACCGCCACCACUUUCGCCGUUCAUCAGCUGCGAAGAACUUUUGAUUGGGUCUAUACCCAGGUAGGUAGAUCACAGUCCGCACGGAGGGGAACCAGAGGCGGUUCUUUCCGAACAGCUUUUCAAGAAGAGGCAUGGAAAAGGUACAACAAACGGAUGCAAGAGGAGUAUGAGGAAGAGCUUGAGAGAGUGGAACGUAUAAGGCGUAUGCAAAGCGUUUUCAACAGAGAGAGGAAUAAAUUUCGUAGAGGCUUCGAGAACUGGAAAGAAAGUGAUCCUAGUGCCCACCAAUACCAUCAGCAGUUUCAGCGAAAUGAUUGGUACUGGAAAACUGAGUCUACGUUCAGAAACCAAAGAACCAAUCACCAGGAGCCUCCAAAGCAGCGUAGAGUCUAUCCAUUAUCACACCAUUACUCGGUUUUAGGACUCAGCAGGUCCAGGGCAACUCCUUACACAGAAGCUGAGAUUAAGAAAGCCUUCAGGGAAAAGGCGAUGGAAUUCCAUCCGGACCAAAACCUGGAUAACAAAGAUGUAGCUGAAGCAAAAUUCAAAGAGGUGUUACUCUCAUAUGAAGCUAUCAAAGAGGAAAGAAAAGAGAUGGUGGUGUGAUUCUUUUUUUCCAUACCGUCUACGAAUGUUGAUAUAUGAAACAGGUUUCCUCUGGUGUCUUUGCAUUAUAGGUUAAGUUAAUGGUCUCCUGGUUUGUUUGUUUUUUGUUUCUUAACUCAAUUAUUAUUAUUCCUUGUUGUAAUCUAUAACCCAAUCCCAGGUUAAAUAAGUUAAAAACAGCAAAAUUAUAAAGAGAAGAGAAAUUUGGGACA
Messenger RNA from Eutrema salsugineum, 1157 nucleotides. RefSeq lists its product as uncharacterized. Bases 229 to 945 code for a protein of 238 amino acids. NCBI's taxonomy places the organism in Eukaryota, Viridiplantae, Streptophyta, Magnoliopsida, Brassicales, Brassicaceae. The record is from RefSeq and is a predicted model, not a curated record. The transcript has 7 exons.